AUGGGGAAGUUCUUGUCGUUUGUACUGUGCGCCGUCCUUCUCUCCGCUACGUCUACGCUUGCUCUCCCGACGCCGCUCGACGGCACGGUCGUAGUGAGCAACAGCUCCAGGACCGCGUCCGGGUCGGCCACGAUGUCAGCCAUUCCGGCGAGUGAGACCGUCGCCCUGGCGAGCGACGACCCGAACUAUGUGAUGUGGAACACGACAGCUACUAGCGAUUCGAGCCUGCAGCCUGUCAGGGUUGAGGGCACAUCGAGCAACACGAUGUAUUUGCAGCCGAUGCGGGGCACGCUUGGUACGACAAUUCUCGGCCAGCAGAACAUGGCGCUGCAGGCACAGAAUCCCGACAUUAUCGCACCACCGACGACAGACAGUGGAGUGAUCCCUGGCGGAAACAUCAAGUGGCCUAUGACUUUGAGUCCAAUGCGGUUACAGACGGGCGGCUGGGCACGACAGCAAAACAUCAAUCAGAUGCCCAUUGCGACCUCUAUGGCUGGCGUUGACAUGCGCCUUGAGGCUGGCGCAAUUCGAGAGCUUCAUUGGCACAAAACAGCCGAAUGGGCGUAUGUCCUUAGUGGCAACAUGCAAGUGACCUCGGUUGACCAAGAUGGACGGAACUACCUUGGAAAUGUUGGCCCCGGUGAUCUGUGGUACUUCCCCUCAGGCAUCCCGCACAGUCUCCAAGCAACGAACGAAGAUCCUAAUGGAGUUGAGUUCCUGCUCGUCUUUGACAACGGUGACUUUAGCGACUACUCAACGUUCCAGCUGACAGACUGGCUUGCACACACGCCCAAAGAGGUGAUUGCGAAGAACUUUGGUACAAGUCUCUCUGCAUGGGAUCAACUUCCUGGCGAGGAGCUGUACAUUUUCCCUGGCAACUCCCCAUCCCCAGGUGCUCAUGUGGUAGAGGACCCGUACGGGCAAGUGCUGAAUCCAUUCACAUUCAAGAUGUCAAACAUGACGACGACGCCGCUUGCUGGCGGGUCUGUCAAGAUUGUUGAUUCGCGGACGUUCCCAGCUGCGACAGCAAUUGCCGUGGCAGAGGUGACUGUCGAGCCUGGAGGAAUGCGGGAGCUCCAUUGGCAUCCAACUGAGGAUGAAUGGACAUACUAUCUCUCUGGCACGGCCCGGUCCUCGUCAUGUCUCCGUUUUGAUCUAACCCUCUUUGUGUAUGCUGGAGAUGUUGGAUUCGUCCCUGCCACAUACGGACACUACGUUGAGAACAUCGGGAAUGACACACUGAAGUUCCUCGAGAUCUUUAACACAGAUAUUUUCCAAGACGUCAGCCUUGCUCAGUGGCUCGCAUUGAUUCCACCACAGCUUGUACAGGCGCACUUGCAGAUCUCGAAUGAGACUAUCGCAGGGUUCAACAAGACCAAGCAGGUCGUUGUCGGGCCCAACUAG
Messenger RNA from Fibroporia radiculosa, 1404 nucleotides. RefSeq lists its product as uncharacterized. The coding region runs from base 1 to 1404 and encodes 467 amino acids. The record is from RefSeq and is a predicted model, not a curated record. The transcript is spliced from 17 exons. Gene Ontology annotation, biological process: oxalate metabolic process. Lineage: Eukaryota; Fungi; Basidiomycota; Agaricomycetes; Polyporales; Fibroporiaceae.